AGUUUGACAAUUUAAUAUAAUGGGUUCGGAGUCUAUCGUAUCAAUAGAAGCAGUGGCUCCUCUCGUGUUCAUCAUCGCAUUGUUAUGUACCCCUCCCGGUAUGGGAGGAGGCACCCUCUUCGUACCCGUUCUUCAUAUCAUAGGUAUGUUAUCUGCUAGGGAUGCCGCAGCCACUAGUCAGGUUUUAGUGGCUUCUGCGACUCUUGCGAAAGUUCUAUCGUCCGUUUAUAUACAAUUGCAUGGGAACAGUUCUGUUGAGUCUAUUAUUAAUCUGCCGUAUGCAGUAUUAAUGCUACCUCCUAUGGUGGUCGGUGGUUUGCUUGGGGUCUAUCUCUACACGUGGCUUCCUGAAAUAUUCCAAUUAGUGCUCUAUGUAUUCACUGCUAUUCUCGCAUCAUGUAUGGGCUUCAAGAAGGGCAUAGGCUUGUGGAAAUCCGAGACAGAAGGGGCGUCUAGUGCUGGCCAACUAGGCGUGGUGCCACCGCCCUGCGUAACUGAAGAUACAGUGCUACCGUCCGUGACAUCAAGAGCUCGGUCCAUCUCGCUUUCACUGAAAUAUAAGAAGGCUAUUCUCAUCACUACUCUGUUGGCUGUGUGGAUAGCAGUUAUCCUCUCACGCCUGUUAUUGGGCUCGUCAUCUACGCCAAGUAUCAUUGGCAUCCCUUACUGCACCGGUCUCUACUGGGCUCUCUCCGUCAUCGUGUGCAUAAUGCUGAUGGCUGUGCCCGGUUUAUUUGUCGUAGCUAUCAAGUCGGCAGCCAUGUUGAAAUUGGCUGUGAAGCUCUCAGGAGCUAUGCUCUGUAUCGGUUUUAUAGCAGCCUUGGUUGGCCAGGGUGGUGGGAGUUUGAUAACGCCGUUGCUUCUUUACAUGGAGCUAAACCCUCAACAAGCUGCAGCGACAGGCUCUGUCGUUAUGCUCAUCACAAGCUCUAGUUUGGCGUUGUCUUUUGGCCUCGGGGGCUUCCUGCCCGCUGCCUCUGAUAUGUGGAUCGCAGUUCUGCCGUUUUUCGGGGCCUUACUCGGCGACUUGCUCCUAUCUAGAUUGCUCUUAUGGAGCCGCAGACUGAGUUUCCUCGCUCUCCUUUUGGCCGCUUUAGCCAUGACAGGCGCAAUGGUGAUCUUCACAACGGGGAUAGUGAAUGUCAUCUCGCAGUAUAGACGCGGAGAGAGCCCGCUCAGUUUCGGUACUUUAUGCUAAGUUACCCUUCAUUGACUAUUAUAUACCAAAACAGGGCCUCAGUCUGAUGAUUGUUUUUAUAUCACUUUUCGUGAGGUCUAUUGCCUGUUGUCUAGUGAUAUCUUUAUCCAUCUGCUGAUACACCGAACAUCAACUUCAAGACAUCAGUUCGCUC
Perkinsus marinus ATCC 50983 is the source of this 1352-nucleotide messenger RNA. RefSeq lists its product as hypothetical. The transcript has 5 exons. Lineage: Eukaryota; Perkinsozoa; Perkinsida; Perkinsidae. Gene Ontology annotation, biological process: protein ubiquitination. Gene Ontology annotation, cellular component: Cul4A-RING E3 ubiquitin ligase complex; membrane. The coding region runs from base 20 to 1198 and encodes 392 amino acids. The record is from RefSeq and is a predicted model, not a curated record.